Molecule: messenger RNA, 817 nt
Organism: Puntigrus tetrazona (Sumatra barb)
Lineage: Eukaryota; Metazoa; Chordata; Actinopteri; Cypriniformes; Cyprinidae
Exons: 5
Coding region: 1-636 (211 amino acids)
Source: RefSeq, a predicted model, not a curated record
AUGGAGACGGUUCCUGUUCUGCUGUACAGCCUGUACCGCAUCACGCUGGUGGACGAGUAUGAGUUUGAUGCCAUGCUGGAUGUGGAUGCGGUGAUGGCCUGCCUGCUGUGUGGGGCGUUCCUGGCCCUGUCUGCUGUUCUCUGGUCUACGACAGCGCUGGCCAACGCGGUGAUGCAACAAGCCGCUAUCAUCCUGCAAAUAGAGGAAUCCAUGCCCUGUCUGAGACGUUGCUAUGACAACGAGUACAUCCACCAGCGCUGCGCCCCGCUCGGUGAAUUCUACGACGAUGACGUCACCACUAACCCAGAACAACACGCAGAGAUGAAGAAGCUCACGGAACAGAUCAAGGAUACUUUAGAUAAAUAUUUGAGCAUCCAGAAGGAGACCCUCUCACCCCAGCUAGCCUGCGCAGGUGCCAGAGAAGAUACCACAAGGAGAAGCGCUGCGCUUCCAGAGAAAGAAGAACAUCUCAAGACUCUUCACAGACUUCAGAAGGACCAGCAGAAGCAGAGUCAGGACCUCAGUGAGCUGAAGGCCGAAGUGAAGGAACUCCACAGUUUGCUUCUCAAACUAAUACAGCCCAAGAUAUCUGCUGAUGAUGACAAGAAACCCUCAAAUCAACCUAGCUUACAGUAAAAAACUCUGAAACUAACAAACGGAGUGCAGAAAUCUAUAUUUAGUUCACAAAGACUUCGUAAUUUUGCAACCUGCAGUUGUUAUGCAUUGUACCCGAGUUACUGUAACACUAUCUGCAUAUUUGCACCUAUAUUAGAGUGGCUUUAUUUGAAUGAUUUUAAUGAUAAAAUGUGAAACAAGA